AUGUCAUCAUCUUUGCUGUGUCCUCUUUUGAUGUCAAGGCUGCCAUGCCCCUCAAUUUUUCAAUCGAUCCUCGCAGCUAGGCAUUUGCAAACUAGAGGCUUCAAAAGAAACAUCAAGGCAAGGACAAACAAGCCGGUCACUAGCAACAUCUCUAAAACCCCAAAUGCCCCAAAUUUAUUUGAAGGCGCCCCGCUUAUUCUUGACGAUGGAUCUCAAUUUGUUUGCAUCGACACGUUGCAGCUGUCGCUAAAAUCUCCGCUAUUAAAGCAACUGAUGCCGGACAUCCCGAUUCCUGACAUCGGACAGGAGCCUCUUCCUCCGCUCACGAGGACACCAAAAUCGCACGCUCCAUUUAGAGCGCUAUCGGAGGAAGAACAUUCAAGACUGCUCACGCUUCGUCAAAAAGACCCCCAAAAAUAUUCUGUUUCCGAGUGUGCCAAACUAUUCAAUUGCCCUCCUUUGCAAAUUAUGCAAACCGUCCAUGCUCCGGCCAAUUAUAAAAAAGAAUUGGCGGCCCAAUUGGACAAACAAAAAUAUAGACGAAGAAAUGUUAUCCGAGCUAGGCGAAAGGAAGUUUUCGAAAAUGCCUGGCACCAUUAUCACAGCUAG
Molecule: messenger RNA, 609 nt
Organism: Mitosporidium daphniae
Lineage: Eukaryota; Fungi; Microsporidia
Exons: 1
Coding region: 1-609 (202 amino acids)
Source: RefSeq, a predicted model, not a curated record